Messenger RNA from Porites lobata, 499 nucleotides. The record is from the annotation of a GenBank genome assembly. Lineage: Eukaryota; Metazoa; Cnidaria; Anthozoa; Scleractinia; Poritidae.
AUGGCUUUAAAAAUAACAAAACCAAGACAUGCGUCUGACUUACCUGGUAGGAAGAAGAGGAGUAUUGACUCUCAGUUUUACGAUCCCAGACCACUGAAAUCACAGAAGCUUGAUGCUGAUGGAAUUGUAAAGCUGAGGCAAGAUCUUUAGAAAGCUUUAGAAAAUAAAUGCUCGUAUACCCUUUGUUGCUAUGUUACCAGAGGAAAAGACAAUUCGAACAGUAAUGACUAUAGUUGGCACUGUUGCUAAAGGAUCAACAAUUCAUAAGCAACUUCAAGAUUAUUCCCAACAGCCUCCUAAUUUGGUAGUACCCUUUUUUAGUAGUUCCUCCCUUGAUGGUAAAGAAAAUGUGAAUCCUGUCUCAAAUGGGCAAGCACUGAAUUCAAAUUCAAGUUUGAAUCAUGAAAUCUCUCCUCCACCUUCCACUGUGCAAUGUGAAUCAGAAAUGGCACCCCUUAGCACUCUUUCUAAUGCUUAUGAUGAGCUACAGCUUCAGUAG